AUGCCUAAGAGCCGCUCGUCCAUACAAAAACUCUUAGACUACUUGGAGCGAGUAUUCGUAUCCAAGAAAGUUAGCGAGGAAGUGGGCCAAUGCACUAGCUGCUUCCGAAAGGUCCCAACGAGCAACUUAUUAACUGCUCCUUGUGCACACCAAUACUGCCCCUCGUGCCUCCGACGAAUGUCCUCAACAGCCUUGAAGAACCCGGACAUGUUCCCGGCAAAAUGUUGUUUUCAAGAGAUCCCCACCAAAGCACUCGUCGAGGUGAUGAGUCCUCGAAACAGAAAGCGUUAUAUCCUUCGAUGGGAGGAGAAUAACAUCCCUCCUCUAGAGCGCUUGUACUGUCCUCGGGCGAGGUGUAGCCGAUGGAUUCCCCCAAAGAGCACAGAGACACGGCUAGGAUACCGUGUCUGUCCUCAUUGCCGGGCAAAGGUUUGCUCCAAGUGUGGAGACUUAUUCCAUCUCGGUUGGUCAUGUAGCAGAGACUCUGAGAUAAAGGCGAUGCUGCAACUGGCAAAGGACAAUAAUUGGCAAAGAUGUUCCAAUUGUCUGUAUUUGGUUGAGAAGGUGGAUGGAUGUAACCACAUCGUUUGCAGGUGUGGGCAUCGAUUUUGUUAUCUUUGUGGCCAACGCGGCCGUUGCGGAUGUCCUGCACGUGGCGAAGAUGAAGACCUGGAUACAGAUGGGGAUAUUGAUGUCAAUACGCUGGCCGCUACAAUGGAGCAGGGAGAAUCGGCGGGUGAACCUUCUUGGUAG
Molecule: messenger RNA, 753 nt
Organism: Penicillium mononematosum
Lineage: Eukaryota; Fungi; Ascomycota; Eurotiomycetes; Eurotiales; Aspergillaceae
Product: BRcat and Rcat domain-containing protein
Exons: 3
Coding region: 1-753 (250 amino acids)
Biological process (GO): ubiquitin-dependent protein catabolic process; positive regulation of proteasomal ubiquitin-dependent protein catabolic process; protein polyubiquitination
Cellular component (GO): ubiquitin ligase complex; cytoplasm
Molecular function (GO): ubiquitin protein ligase activity; zinc ion binding; ubiquitin conjugating enzyme binding
Source: RefSeq, a predicted model, not a curated record